Molecule: messenger RNA, 648 nt
Organism: Suillus paluster
Lineage: Eukaryota; Fungi; Basidiomycota; Agaricomycetes; Boletales; Suillaceae
Exons: 4
Coding region: 6-494 (162 amino acids)
Source: RefSeq, a predicted model, not a curated record
AUUUCAUGUAUCCUGUUAACACCAUAAUGACUAUCCCCCGGAUAAAAUCUAUCGGGAGAUCGAUUUCAAACCAUACCGUUCGUCAGCUCAAGUUUAUCAUCCCCGGAGCUGUGAUCACGUAUGCAUUCAAUACCCAUCGCGUCUUUCUGGAGUUGUUAACCAGACAAGAUGUAGAAGGGUUGGCAAGACUGUUUGCCCUUGCUUCCACUGGUUUGGAAGCACUUGUGAUCAUACUUUUUCUCUACGUUCUCCUUGUACCGUGGAUACACGGCCUCGAACCAGACUACCAGUCUUGGCGAGACUCGGGGAUACUCUCUUCUGUCAUCCCAAUAUUGACCGUUGCGAUCUUGGUUGGCUGGUCACUUCUGUCCUUUACCCUCGGGAGGUGGUCUAGUUUGGGAUAUCUAGAAGGAGUAGUAGGGGCAUCAGGCAUUUAUGCACUCACGUUUGGACUAUUAGGCCUUCUUCCCGCCCCGAAAGUUCACCGCUCAUGAUUCAGUAUCGCAAUUACGAGUAGCUCGUGUCUCACGCGGACUUGUUACUAAUGUACUGUCGAUGUAUGUACUUUGAUAUUGUAGGAUGCUAUACAGUUAGUAAUACUUAUAAAUACUACCGGUGCGCCCGGGAGGGAAGGAAAUACUGUGAUUC